Molecule: messenger RNA, 4777 nt
Organism: Anopheles darlingi
Lineage: Eukaryota; Metazoa; Arthropoda; Insecta; Diptera; Culicidae
Gene: Glg1
Product: Golgi apparatus protein 1
Exons: 5
Coding region: 520-3876 (1118 amino acids)
Cellular component (GO): Golgi membrane
Molecular function (GO): fibroblast growth factor binding
Source: RefSeq, a predicted model, not a curated record
GGCUCUUAUCAACACCGUUUUUUGCAUUAUUCAUCGGUUUCUGGAGUAAUUUAGUGGAGUGGAAAAUAUAUUAACAUAAAUAUACGCCUCGAAAACGCUGUGGAACGAAAGUGGUUGCUGCGAAUCCUACGCCGGCGGAACAAAACUUUCCCGGGGUCAUUUCUCCAUAACUAGAACUGUCAACUCGACCGCUGAUUCUGGUUUUUUGCUUGCGUUCUUGUGUGUGGAGAUUGAAAAAAAAACCAGAAGACCGUCCACCCCCGCUGAUUAUCCUGGCUACACGAUCGUCCCUCUAGUUGGAUUCCCCGUCGCACCUGUGAUCAAAGAAGAACGCCCAAUCUUAUCGGAAAAUCAGUGCCAACUCGAGCGACCAAGCGGAGUGGUGGUGGGUGCGGCAAGUGAUUAUGUUUUCCUUCCCUGCAACGUGUGCAAUCAGCUACCACCGUUGCUGCUAAGGUUGCGCCAUCCGAGGAAGGUUCCUCAUCGGUAUAAACUAGCCUUCUAGCCGAACUAGCGACCAUGGCCGUGUCACGCUUCCGCUACAGCAGCAGACAUCCGCUGAUCGCCACGGCCGGCGUGCUGGCACUGCACUGGUUCACGAUCGUGAUGGGUGUGGAUGUGGCAUCGGUCGCACUGAAAUUGAUCGACGAAGAAGCGUGCUCGCAGCUGAAAACCCUGUGCCCAAAAAUUCCCGCCACCGCGGAAGACCUGAAAGCGCUCGAGUGCGUCCGUUCGCUGCCCACGGAUCAGAUCGAAACGCUAGGACCGGAAUGCCAGCACCUCAUCUGGACACACACUUCCGCCCUGAUGGACGAUGCCAAUCUGAAGCGCAUGAUUCAGCACGGUUGCCCCAAGGAUUUCGCCCAAUUCCCCUGCGAGCCGUCCGGUGAACCGGGCCAGUACCUAGCCUGCAUCAUCGAUCACCAUCAGGUUGCCAAGGGCAACGGGUGCAUCGGCUACAUUCAGCGGCUCGAGUGGGUUGCCUUUUCCGAUUACCGGCUCAUUCGACAAUUCUUGACCGACUGUUCGCAGGAUAUUGAGGCGCUUGGUUGUGGUCGCGUCUCGGCCGGCAAAGAGAAGGUUUCACAAGGCGAGACGGUUGCCUGCUUGCAGAACUCGUUGGACAAUCUGAAUGGCAAGUGUAAGCGACAGGUGCUGCACCUGUCGGAGGUCCAGUCGGAGGACUAUAAGCUUGACCGGCAACUGUACUUGGCGUGCGCGAACGAUGUCUUUCGCUUCUGCCAAUCACCGAACGGGCAGGGACAACCGGCAGGCCAACUGUUGAAGUGCCUAGUGAAGCACCAGAACGAUGCGGACAUGUCGAAGGCAUGCCAGCAGCAACUGAUCCGUCGCGAUCGGCUGGUAGUGCACGACUACAAGGUUUCCCGCGGGUUAACCCGUGCCUGCAAGGAAGACAUCAAAACGUACCGGUGCCGGCGUGGCGUUUCCGACGAUAAGGAUGUACGGUUGGCGCAGAUUUUGCUGUGCCUCGAGGCGGUACAGAAGAACAGCACCAAGCUGAUGCCGGAGUGUGUGGCUGAGAUAAACGAUCACCGGCGGAUGCUGCUGACGGAUUAUAAGCUAUCGCCCGAAAUACUGACUGGAUGUGAGGGCGAUAUCGAAAAGUUUUGCAGCAAUCUGGAUGCCGGUGGUAAGACGAUCCACUGUUUAAUGGAGCACGCGCGUGCCAGGAAGAAGAAAGAGCGGCGCGUGACGGAUACCUGCCUUAGGGCACUGGAAACGCUGGUCAAGAUAACGGAUGUUGGCGAAGAUUGGCGCGUGGAUCCCGUGCUGCGGAAGGCCUGCAAACCCGUGGUCGACAUCGCCUGCGCCGAUACGGAUGGUGGCGAUGCGCGGGUCAUGUCGUGUCUGAUGGAGAAGCUCGGUACGAACUACAUGAACGUGGAGUGUGAAUCGGCCCUGCUGCAGAUCCAGUACUUUGUGGCACGUGACUUCAAGCUCGAUCCCCAGCUUUACCGGAACUGCAAGGAAGAUGCUAUUCGAUUCUGCAAGGCAAAGAAAAGCUGGGCUGAUCUCGAUACGGCUCAGAUGGAUCCGGAGCGAGGACCACUUAUACUACCCUGUCUACAUCGGUACGCGUACCCGGAGCGCGACGAAUCGUUACGGUUACGGCCCGAGUGUCUGCAGGAGGUGAAGCGCGUGAUGCGUCAGCGAGCCAAAUCGGUCGAUUUGAUCCCGGAAGUGGAGGACCAAUGUUUGGACGAUUUGGCCUACUUCUGCUUCGAUAAGACGGGUCGUGGUGAGGAGAUGCAGUGUUUACAGGAUAAUCUGGAGAAACUGCAGGAUCCGUGUAAGGCCGCCGUGACCCGGUACACCGAGGAUGAGGCAGCUCACGUCGAGCUGAACCCGAUCAUCAUGACCGUGUGUGGUGGUGCAAUGGAACGGCACUGUGCCAACAUUCUGAAGACGGGCCGGGACGAGGGCGAAAUGAUGGAAUGCUUGAUCGCCGCUAAAAACACGCCCGAGCUAAGGGAUGACGUCAAGUGUCGGGCCGCGAUUGAGCAUUUUCAGAUUAUUUCGCUGAAAAAUUUUCAUUUUACCUUCAAGUUUAAAGAAGCGUGCCGGCAGCACGUGUCCCGAUUCUGUAGCAAAUGCACUACAAAAUACGAAGUUGUGGCUUGUCUGAGCGAGGUCAUGCGCAACGAUACGCUACGCGAGACGAAACACUCGAUACCGAAGGAGUGCCGGCAACAGGUCCGCGCCCAGCUGUACCAGCAGCGCGAAAACAUUGAUUUCGAUCCGAAGCUUAAGGCUGCCUGCAAGGCCGACAUCGAACGUCACUGUUCGCAGAUACCGCAUGGUUCGGGACAGGUGAAUAAGAACAAUGUACUGGAAUGCUUGCAAACGCAUCAUGGUGAUCUGACGGAGGAUUGUCAACAUCAGCUGUUUGCGAUAAAAAAAUCGGAGCUUACCGACAGCUCGACGGAUUACACGCUGAUCAACACGUGCCGCGACAUGAUUCGCCAGUAUUGCCACGAUACCGAGCAAUCGAAGCUGCUGCAGUGCCUGAAAAUGCACAAGGACGAAUCACUGUUCGAUGAUCGGUGUCAUCUGGUGGUCGUGAAUCGUAUGAUCGAGCAGAAUCUAGAUUAUCGCUUCAAUCCGGCCCUACAGGCCGCCUGCUCGCGCAAUAUAGCCGAGUUCUGUACGCAAAUCGUACGUAACGCUCGCCAGAAUGAGGAACUGAACGGGAAAGUGAUCGAUUGUUUGAAGGGAAAGUUCCGCGAAGGCCGUCUGCUGCCCGAGUGUGAGAAACAGAUGACGGAGGUUCUGCACGAGCGGGCCCUGAACUACAAGCUGAACCCAUUGCUGCAGAGCGUUUGUCAUGAUGAGAUACAGGUCCUGUGCAGUGCACCGGUGGCCGACACGGAGACAACGAACGAGGAUCAUGGGGCCGUCGAAGAAUGUCUGAAGCAGGCCUUCACCGACAAGAAGCUCAUCAACAGGGCCUGCAAGGUGGAGGUAUCUGAGCUGAUACAGGAGGGCAAGGCGGACAUCUAUGCGGAUCCGUUGUUGCAGCGUGCUUGCUCGGUGGAUCUGUUAAAGUACUGUUCGCAUAUCGAGAGUGGCAGUGGUCGCCUGCUAAAGUGUUUGGAGGGAAUCCUGGAAGGCGAAAGUAAGGCAUUGGAAGACGACUGCAAGAGUAAGCUGUUGUCUCGAUUGGAGAUGUUCCGUAAUGCAGCAGCGUUUGUACCGCCACCGGAAAGCAUCCAUCAGCUGUACGCUCAAGUGGUCAGUUCACCCUCCAAGCACUACUUCCUGCUCGUACUGCUCAGUUUCGUUGGUUUUAUUUUCCUCUUUGGGUUAUUGUGUGGCCGUGUGACGCACCGGACAAUGGCACUAAAGAACAAGUAAAAACCGCGCCAACCGUUUGGCUCGAUGCCGGCAAUGAAGCUGACAGUUUUUCUUUUCCCAUUAAAUUUACCUUCCCCAAAUUGUGACUGUGUUACUUAUGAGUUAAAUAAGCAUAUCGGUUCUUCCAAUGGGGGGAUCUACCGCAAAGAUUGUUUAGGGAUUGCUGUAGCCACAGUUUUAUGUGAUUUCUGUUCGCCGUAUGGCAGAGUGUCUAGCGUUCUAUGACCCGGAAUUUCUUUGAUGACACUAAUUCAGCCUUAUUUCCAGAAACUUAUUAUUUCUUUCGCGUGUCAGUAAAAAAAGAAAGGCUAAAAAGUGUGGCAAGUUCAGAUUCUGUGAAACAUUCUGGCCAGAACCGUGACAAGUAAUGCGUUUUAGCUGUUUUAUUAUUCAUCGCGAUUGAAGCACACACGCGCGCCGCAAGAUUAGGAGUUAGAAUUUCUUCGUAUAAAUGAAUCAUAGGCAAUUAAUAGCAGAACGAAAUGACAAGGGCGCCGUUUUGUAUUAUAUUAGUUAGUGUGUACAGAGUGCAAGAAGCAGAUUUUGGAGUGACAUCGUCAUACGAAACCAAUCAGAUCAGAGCGAUCGUCGUCACAGUCAUAGCACCAGUAGCAAAACGCAAACGCAAAAGCAAAAGCCCCAAUUAUAAGUGGGGCGAUUUUUCCCAUAGUCAUCGAGCAUGGAUCGGACGGAUAGCAGCGGCGCAUGAGCUCGGCGGUAGGACAUUGUAGUGAAACGUAAAGACUUUUUUAUAUAUACAUUGAGUGAACUUGACUGGUGCAUACGGAAACGAAAUUGUUACAGCGAACGAAGCGAUAUCAGCAUGCGUCCAUGCCUACAGAAAUCUACUUAGUGCAACAGGCUCGAUUAUGUCGACACAAUAAAUGAACAUCAAACGCGA